AUGUGGGGGUUCAAGGAAGACUUCCAGAGGAGGUUCCUUCUGAAACCUGAAGGGGCUAGCCAAGGGAAGGUGAGCCAGACAGACUGCUUUGUGAGCCUCUGGCUGCCCACCGCUUCUCGUGAGAAGCUGAAGACUAGGACCAUCUCCAACUGCCCGAACCCAGAGUGGAAUGAAACCUUCAGCUUCCAGAUCCAGAGCCAAGUGAAGAACGUGCUAGAGCUGAGCAUCUGUGAUGAAGAUACACUGACACCAGAUGACCAUCUCUUGACAAUCCUCUAUGACCUCACCAAACUCUGCUUCCGAAAGAAAACCCAUGUGAAGUUCCCACUCAACCCAGAGGGCAUGGAAGAGCUGGAGGUAGAGUUCCUGCUGGAGGAGAGUCCCUCUCCACCCGAGAUGCUCAUCACCAAUGGCGUGCUCGUGUCUCGGCAAGUCUCCCGCCUGGAGGUUCAUGCAGAAUGCCAGAGGCGGAAGAAGAGCAGGAAAAUGAAGGACCUCCUGGUGACAGUGAAGGAGUCCUUCGAGCACACCCAACAUGUUUCAUGCUGCCUGGAGCCCUGCUGCGCAAACCCAGCCUGCUUCCACUACCCCGAGUACUUCCAGCCCUGCCUGCACGUGGACGUGCCCAAGAGCCCGUGGGGCCACGGGCUUUGCUGUUGCUGUGCACAGAGGAAGACCAGCCCUGUCCGCCAGCCCCUUGACUGCCUCCCCGAUGGCCAGACGGUGACCCUGCCCGUGGGUGAGAACUGUGAAUUACAUAUGAAGUCUACACCCUGCCCUCAGACGCUGGAUGUGCGGCUGGGCUUCAGCCUGUGCCCCGCCGAGCAGGAGUUCCUGCAGAAGCGGAAGGUGGUGGUGGCAAAGGCCCUGCAACAGGUGUUGCAGCUGGAGGAGGACCUGUCUGCAGACGAGGUACCGCUGAUAGCCAUCAUGGCCACCGGGGGUGGAACAAGAUCCAUGACCGCCAUGUAUGGCCACCUGCUGGGCCUGCAGAAGCUGAACAUCCUGAACUGUGCCAGCUACAUCACUGGCCUGUCUGGGGCCACCUGGACCAUGGCUACCUUGUACCGUGACCCUAACUGGUCCUCCAAAAACCUAGAGCCUGCCAUAUAUGAGGCACGGAGGCACGUGGUCAAAGACAAGAUGCCUGCCCUGUUCCCAGACCAGCUCUCCAAAUUCCAGGAGGAGCUUCGGCAGCGCAGUCAGGAAGGCUACAAGGUCACCUUUACAGAUUUCUGGGGCCUGCUGAUUGAGGCCUGUCUGGGGGAUGAGAGAGAUGAAUCCAAACUGUCAGAUCAGCGUGCUGCUCUGUGUGAGGGCCAGAACCCCCUGCCCAUCUACCUCACCAUCAAUGUCAAGGAUGAUGUAAGCAACCAGGAUUUCAGAGAGUGGUGUGAGUUCUCCCCCUACGAGGUGGGCCUGCAGAAGUACGGGGCCUUCAUCCCCACCGAGCUCUUCGGCUCCGAGUUCUUCAUGGGGCGGCUGAUGAAGAGGAUCCCAGAGUCACGGAUAUGCUACAUGCUAGGCUUGUGGAGCAGCAUCUUCUCCCUAAACUUGCUUGAUGCCUGGAAUCUGUCCCAAAGCUCGGAGGAGUUUUUCCACAGAUGGACCAGGGAGAGAGUGCACGACAUCGAAGAUGAGCCACUCCUGCCCGAAAUCCCCAAAUGUGAUGCCAACGUCUUGGACACUACAGUGGUGAUCCCAGGGUCGUGGCUCUCCAAUACUUUCCGCAGCAUCCUCACCCACCGGGCCUUUGUGUCUCAGUUCCACAACUUCCUGUUGGGCCUGCAGCUGCACAGCGACUACCUCCAGAACAGCCAGUUCUCCAUGUGGAGAGACACGGUGCUAGAUGGUUUCCCAAACCAGCUGACAGAGUCUGUGAGCCACUUGUGCCUGUUGGACACCGCAUUCUUCGUCAACUCCAGCUACCCACCCCUCCUUAGGCCCGAGAGAAAAGUCGACCUCAUCAUCCACCUCAAUUACUGUGCUGGGUCCCAGACAAAGGCGAGUGUGACAAAGAAAGGCUCCUGCCUGAGCAGGAGCGCUGUGCCUCUUCUGAGACAGGCCACAUACUGA
Molecule: messenger RNA, 2076 nt
Organism: Leptonychotes weddellii (Weddell seal)
Lineage: Eukaryota; Metazoa; Chordata; Mammalia; Carnivora; Phocidae
Source: RefSeq, a predicted model, not a curated record